Messenger RNA from Clavispora lusitaniae ATCC 42720, 471 nucleotides. It is a transcript of the gene MRPS8, whose product is annotated as mitochondrial 37S ribosomal protein MRPS8. Gene Ontology annotation, molecular function: structural constituent of ribosome. The record is from RefSeq and is a predicted model, not a curated record. NCBI's taxonomy places the organism in Eukaryota, Fungi, Ascomycota, Pichiomycetes, Serinales, Metschnikowiaceae. Gene Ontology annotation, cellular component: mitochondrion; ribosome. Gene Ontology annotation, biological process: translation.
AUGUCGUUGGUCCAUUUGGCUAACCUUUGUGCACAUAUCAAAAAUUGCACCAAUGUGCAUAUUGCAACAACCUCUGUUCCAUUUUCUCGCUUGCAUUUACAGAUCGCUUUAGGGUUGUACAAGGAAGGUUUCAUUUCCUCUGUUCAAAAGGGCUCUACUUCUGGUCCAGACCAGACACCUGUCGAGGUGACACCAGACAAUAUUUCCACACGCCGGUUGUGGUUGGGGUUGAAAUACAGAAAGAAUAACCCCAUCAUAAGGGAUUUCUCGAUGAUUCUGAAACCAGGUAGAAGAGUGAACUUGACAAGCACAGAGGUUAAGGCGUUGGCUUCAGGCUUGCCUGUCAGAUUCAUCAAGCCUUUACAACCAGCUGAAUGUGUAUUCGUGAAGACUUCGAAGAAGGAGGUAGUGGAAAUCCAGGAAGCUGCUAAGAGAGACCUUGGAGGUAUGGCUUUGUGUCGGGUGAAGUAA